AAAACAACGACCACCGAAUCAAACAAAGAGGAGCAGCGAACAAUCGAUCAGUGAACCAGCGAACCAGCAAUCAGCAGACAAUGACGAUCAACGGCAUUGCUAUUGAGAGGAGCAGUUGGCUUGAGCUUAGAGAGUUAGAGGAAGACGAGAUAGGGAGAGAGGCGGGCAACGCUGGAAGAGGCGUGAAACGCUAG
Ilex paraguariensis (yerba mate) is the source of this 194-nucleotide messenger RNA. The record is from the annotation of a GenBank genome assembly. NCBI's taxonomy places the organism in Eukaryota, Viridiplantae, Streptophyta, Magnoliopsida, Aquifoliales, Aquifoliaceae.